Messenger RNA from Glossina fuscipes, 964 nucleotides. RefSeq names its product augmin complex subunit dgt2-like. Bases 1 to 753 code for a protein of 250 amino acids. The record is from RefSeq and is a predicted model, not a curated record. NCBI's taxonomy places the organism in Eukaryota, Metazoa, Arthropoda, Insecta, Diptera, Glossinidae. The transcript is spliced from 3 exons.
AUGGGUCUGAAAAAGAGACCCAAAAAGACUUACUGUCGGAAUCGCUUUCCGGAACGGCAAUCACUUCGCUUCGCUGGUCGGACUCCUUUUCAUGUGCUUGUUUGUGAUGGCGUUUUCGGUGGUGCUGUUUAUGUUUCUUAUGCUUGUGACGAUGAUGUUCAACACUUGAAAUCUAUGAAUUGCAAAGAAAUUCCCUUACCUGAUCAUGAGCAAGUUGAAAAAGCCCGAAAGCUAUUAAAAAUUGCAAAUCAUUUGCAUUUAAAUGAUAAAAAGGACGAAUAUGUCUUGGAUAUCGGAGCCAUGUGUGCGGUUAAUUUAAGCUACUCUGAACGCGGGGCUGUACGCCGCCAACUAAUUAAGGAUAUCCAAGAAAAACUUUCUCGUAUAAGAGAUUUUGGGCAAAAAUUGCGUUCCGAACUGCCAGAAUUAUUAAAUGAAGAGCUUGAUCCUCGGUUCCUAAUUAUUGAGUUGGAAAAGCGACGUCGUUCCAAUUUGGAAAAGAUUGUUGAAUUCCGUCAACGUAAAUGUCAGCUACUAAAAAUGGCUGCCGAUCUUAAAAUGGGUCCCUAUCUUGGUAAUGAGCUAGAAUUGCUUUUGAUGAGAGCGAACCGAGAUCUUCUAAAGGCGAAAGUUUUGCACAGUUAUUUUAUUAACGAACUGCUGACACGUAGUGAACAUAGUUUGAAAUCUAUACAAGAAGUAGAAGGUUAUAUUAAUGAUACUCUAAGACAAGUGGAAGGAAAUGUCAUAUAAAAAAUCAUUUUCCUCAGGCUUAUCUUUGUCAAGUAAAUGAUGAUCACUGAUAGCAUCUAACAAAUUUUGUUCUCCCAAUUUUUGUAGAAUUUCUUCACUUCACUACAAAACGUGGCUUCAAAGCAAAUUUUUUAUGAUUUUCAACGAUGAAACCUUUACUGGAGAAUGGGAUUUAAUACGUGUUUUUUGUUUACAAUGGGUAAUUUCAUGG